This is a messenger RNA of Brassica napus (rape), 1462 nucleotides long. RefSeq names its product zinc finger protein ZAT4-like. Gene Ontology annotation, biological process: regulation of DNA-templated transcription. The transcript has a single exon. NCBI's taxonomy places the organism in Eukaryota, Viridiplantae, Streptophyta, Magnoliopsida, Brassicales, Brassicaceae. Bases 300 to 1145 code for a protein of 281 amino acids. The record is from RefSeq and is a predicted model, not a curated record.
AAAAUAAAUUUUAUUUAUUUAUUUUUUUGCAGAAACUGGCAAAACUCGCAUGUCAAGUAAAAAAAUUACUCUCUUUUCUUCAGUUUCUUGAUCGAUUUAAUUAAAGAAUUUUAUAAAUAUAGCGUGAGACAAAGAAAGGGAAGUUAAAAAUAAAUAAUUUAUAAAGUUUUCUUCUUCUAUUCUGCAGAAGAAGAAUGCUUUUGUCACGUACUCUCCUUUUGUAGCUUCUCUACUUCUUCUUCUUCUUCUCUCUUCUUUGUGAAAGAUAACUUUGCAAGAAGCUUCUUUGGUUGUUGAAGAUGGAGAGAUACAAGUGUAGAUUUUGUUUCAAGAGCUUCAUCAACGGAAGCGCUUUAGGCGGUCACAUGAGAUCUCACAUGCUUACUCUCUCUUCUUCAAAACGUGAGGAACGGCCGAGUCAACUCAGCGAGGAAACAGAGUCUGAUGCUUCUUCUUCUUCUUCGUCUGAUGGUGAUAAAGAAGAAAUGGAGUUUGGUUUCUCCGAAAGCGAAACAGAGUCGUCGAGGAUCAAUCCAACUCGGAAACGAUCCAAGCGAACUAGGAAACUCGGAUCGUUCGGUUUCGAGUUCAAGAAGCUGAAAACGAGUCAACUCGGUGAGACAGAGCAUCAUCAUAGCUCAGCUUCUGACACGACGACGGAGGAAGAUCUCGCCUUUUGUCUCAUUAUGCUCUCUAGAGACAAGUGGAAGCAACAUAACAAGACAAAGCAAACUCUAGUAGAAGAAGAAGAUGAGUCAGAUCAUGAAUGCAAGAACAGAGGAAGAGGAGGAAGAGGGAGAUUCAAGUGCGAGACUUGCGGUAAAGCGUUUAAAUCUUAUCAAGCAUUGGGAGGACACAGAGCGAGCCACAGAAAGAACAAAACUUUCACAAAAACAGAGCAUGAGGAGAAAACAGAGUACUCUGUUUAUGAGGAGAAGAAAAUUCACCAGUGUCCGAUCUGUUUUAGAGUUUUCAGUUCGGGACAAGCGCUUGGAGGUCACAAGAGGUCACACGGAAUCAACAACAUCGUAUCGGGAAGAGUCCCUAAAGAAGAAGUAUCGGUGAAACAGAGGAUGAUAGAUCUUAACCUUCCUGCACCAAACGAAGACGUUGAAACCUCUAUGGUGGUGUUUGAUGAACGGUGAAAAGGUAACAGACUUUGCGUGAUCUUAUCGGUUUAUUAUUAUUCUUUUUUUGGGUUUUGAUCGAACUCUCAAAAAAAAGUUUAUGUUUUUAUUUGUUUUUGGUUAUUAUUAUGAUUAUUUUUAAAUGCAAUGGUGGCUACUUUUACAUGUUCUAACGCCAUGCCUUCACGUCUUGUUGGCCUAAAUCAAUGAGCAUUGAAGUUUCAUUAGUGAAUAGAAGAAAAAAAUUGUGUAAGUUUUUUUGUUUAUAAAGUUCUUAUCAUGUUUAGGUAAUCGAUUUAGUAUGAUUUUUUGCAAGUAUAAAUUCUUAGUUUCUA